AACAAUCAGAGUGGCGGAGCCACGGCCACUAAUCAAAGUAUACUACCCUUGAGCUAUUAUGAAAAUUACAAAUGUCACUUUUAUUUUUUCCUAUCUGAAUCGCUAUUCCUUCUUCUUGUCUUAGAGAGCAGCGACACCUCCUCCUCCUCCGUUCAUUACCGCCCACCGCCGAGACGUCAGCCUUCCAUUACCGCCGCAACGCCCUCCAGCUGUAACAAGAGGCGCAUUGAAGCAACUAGCAACAGAGAACGAAAAUCAAAGAAGUGGGAACAAUGUCGUUUAUGAAAGGAGAUUUGCUUUCUCGGUCCAGAAAGCUCGUCAAGGGUUUGGCCAAGGCCGAGCCCGUUUGGCUCAAAGCCAUGGAACAGGCACCACCAGCAACGUUUCCUCGACCUGAGGGUAAACUGCAGACCAUCACUUUUCCUGAGGAUGUUUAUGUUAAGAGUUUUUAUAAAAAAUACCCAGAAUCAAAAUACCAUGAUCCCAUCAAGUUUUCUGCUAUCGAUCCUGCUCCGUCUCGAUUAUUCGCCUUAAGGGUUCUUGAGUUAAAAGAGCAUGGCAUUAGUGAGAAUGAAGCAAUGGAAGUAGCAGAUAUGGAAUAUAUAGCAGAGAAGAAGGCUAAGAAGAAAGCAUAUGCCCGUCUGAAGCAAAUUGCGCGCCUUCAAGGGAAGAAACUGCUUCCAAACCCAUUUCCUUGUCCUGUCAAGGAGAUUCAAGCCGAGGAGAGGAAAUUUGUUCGUGAUCGUUUCUUCAAUCCCAGCAUACGUGAACUUGUGAAGCAAAAGAAAGAGGAAUCCUUGCAGAGAUUCGGAGGAAAUAAUUGGUGAUUUUCAGGGUAAACUUGAACAAUAUAUUGAAACUUUGGCUCUUGAGCAAACGGCGACCUUUGCAAUAAUAAUACAAAUCAGUCCGUCACUAUAAAGGGCAUACUUCUGUCCUAAUACUAUUUAGGUAUUUUGUUGUAAUUUUUAAAUCAACUCUGCUAGAAAGUUUUGCCGGAAUUUCAUGCAAGUUUUCGCUUCGGUUUAGGCCUAUAGCUGCUAUCUUGUGUAAAGGUCUUUGUUUUUUUGCCAGUUUGUUCAACAAGUUUUCGUCGUCGCAUUUAAAAUUA
Messenger RNA from Medicago truncatula (barrel medic), 1111 nucleotides. RefSeq lists its product as uncharacterized. Lineage: Eukaryota; Viridiplantae; Streptophyta; Magnoliopsida; Fabales; Fabaceae. The transcript is spliced from 5 exons. Bases 273 to 827 code for a protein of 184 amino acids. The record is from RefSeq and is a predicted model, not a curated record.